GGCGUGCGUGAUUGGCUGGCGUGACCUGGCACGUGACUAACGGUCGCGGGAAAGCCGCGGAGUCCGAACGGGCGAGUGUGCUGCUGCUGUGGCAAGAGCCAGAGCUUCGUGGAGGAGCGCGCAGGCGAGGCACGGGUCGCGCGUCGUGUGAACGGGCAUUUCAGCGCAGGGAGGAGGAGGGAGGCGUGGUUUACUCCUGUCAGCGUCCCGUCUGAACAAGGGAAGGCCUCCCGCGGAUCUCGGCCAUGAGUUUCCUGAGUCUGCAGCCGCAACAGCAGCCGGUCGCGGGGCCGCGGCGCCUGGCGGCGCGUCGGGCAGCGGCCCCGAUCCGGCAGAAGCUGCUUUUUUCGGGCGGCGGGAGCGACUGCGAGGAGGAAGAGGAGGAGGAGGAAGACUGCUACGAAGAGGAGGAGGAGGAAGGCGGCAGCGGCAACAGCACCGGGGAAGACUCGGCUUUCCAGGAGGCCGACUCCCCGCUUUCCGUGAGCCAUACCCCGGCUCGGCGCAGGGAGCCGCCGCCGCCGCGCUCGCCCGAGGAGGUGGCGAUGGAACUGGCGCCUCCCGCGCUGCCGGGCGACGAGGGAGACUCGUGGGAAGAGGAGGGCUUCGGCUCCUCGUCCCCCGUGAAAUCGCCCGGAGCCUACUUCAUGGCUGGCUCGCCGCCGCUGAAAGGACCCCGGCGCUGCUGCGGCCGACCGUCGCCGCCGCGCUCCCGGGUGCUGCCGUGCCGGGGCCACCAGGGUCCCGUUUCUGCGCUGCCCGAGUAUCCCGACACCCCGCCCCACAAGACUUUCCGCAAACUGCGCCUCUUCGACACCCCGCACACGCCGAAGGUGAGAGGAGGGGGAAGGACGGGCGGAGGACACUUGCGGGGGGGGGAUCCGGAGGCUCAGUGGCGAGUGCGGGGCUUGGGGGGGGGGAGAGGCUAGCCUGCCCCACCGGCGUGUCGGCUCUGCCGGGGAGUUUCCAUUCAGUCGCUGCCGCCGCUUGGCUCGCUUCCGUCUGAGCACGUGGGCGCUCGAUAGAUCUCCGGGCGGCUCCCUUGGCCGACCACCCCGCGUAGUAUGUACUCCGUGAAACAGGCGUUAGAGGCUGCCUCGCUUUUUUAUUUUCUGAAGCUUGUUGCAGACCGUUUUGGGUGGAUCAGAGCAAAAAUGUUAUUUUCGGGGGAAAGGGAAGACAAUGCAACUAGCGGUGCUCUGAGGAAUAGGUGCCACGCCCCUUUCGCCUUUGUCGGUCCCCCCCCCCCCCGAACUGGCAACUUAGAGAGAAGUGAAUCCGUAUGGUCCGCCCAUGCAGCCUUUUCGCUCGUUUAAAAUUAAGAGCUGCCAUCAGACCGUUCUCCAAAACAUGUUGAAAGUUGUAAUGAGAGACUGUUGGCAAAUGCAAACCAUACUUGGCAGGUGAAGGCCAGUGCUUUGAAAGUGUGGUGUGCCCCCAUGAAAUUUCAGCAGCUGCCUUGGUAUCUAGGUAUAUACCAAAUGCAGCUGGUGAAGCAGGUUAUCGUCAAUAAACAGAGGCAACAUGUUGGUGUAUCUGUGUAUUUUCCCCUUUUUUGCACUGUUUACAUGUGGAUUGCCCUUUUAACAGCAGCCAGCAUUGUAAAGUGCAGAAUACUCCCAACUAAACAAUGGCUGCUGCUUGAUUUCAUUGGUUGGAGAGCCUUUUAAACAUAAAUUCCAUUCAGCUACACUUCAUAAGUUGGUGCCAAAUACUUGAAUAAUUUUUUCCAGUUCCAAGCCUGUACAUUGUGCUUAUUACAUAACAAGCUAGCUUGCCUGUUACAGAAAUAUUGGCAACUUUGGUAAGCCCUGCCCACAGAUUGUCCGUUAAGAUUAUGUAACUGAACUACAAAUUGUGCCUAAAAUAGUUUUUACCCACCUUGCAAGAUGCAGGGCCAGUUUGCCGCAGCUGUUUGUUCCCACACAAGAAAGCUACUCUGGACACUUCUGAGCCCUGAGACUGUCCUUCCAGUUUGCUUAGUGAAAUUGAAAUGUUUACAUUCAGAAGAGCAGUUAAAAAACACCCCUUUACAUUAUGAAAUCAAACUGCUUUUGUAACAGUUGAGAGAGGGAAGAAAACCUUUUCACUAGUUUUUUUUAAACUCCAGCUUUAAAUUUUAAACGUUUUCAUGGAAUGUAAUAAUAUAUAAUAAUAAUAUUUAUUAUUACACCAUUAUUGUCCAUGUAAAAGAAUCUUGAGAGGAAUAGAAGUAUUGGAUAACUGAAUGAAUUGGAAGGCCAUCUGCUUGUUUUAAUGAUACAUGCAUACAUUUUGUUAAAUGUUGUCUCAUAACUGUCUUUGUUAUAGUGGGUGAAUUGUAGGCCAGUGAGUUCUCUGUUCAAAUCUUUGCCUCAAGUAUGAAGCUCACCUGAUGCCUUUGGGCAAGCUACUCAACUGAAUUACUGUGAAGAUAAAGUGAGACAAUGUUUUGCAUUGAACUAAUUUGAGUAUAAUAUAUACAGCGAGGCAUAUAAAUAGAAAAAACAAUACUGUACAUGUGUACUUGGAAGUGCGUUCCAGUAACUUAACUAUUCCCUGGUAAAUGGGCAUAGAAUUGCAGCUUCAGUGACUAAGCUUCUUGAAUAAAAGGAUGGAAUAGUAAUAUAAUAAGUAAAAAAGAGAGUGCUAUAUAGCACUUUGCCAGAUAAACUUGCAGGAUGUUCACAUCAAUGACCUGGGCAUGGCGACAAAUUUCUUAGUUGCUUCCAGUUUAAGUUAUUGCACUGUGCUCUACACAGGGCUUUCUUUGCUCUUGACAUUUAAAUUGAUCCAUAAUGAGAAGUAAGGAUGCUACUAAGUGCUCAUGCAUGCUUAUCUUAAAACAGCUGCAGUUGUUUUCAGUCCAUUUCUACACACAAUUCAAAGUGUUGGUAAUUAAGUUGUUGUGGUCCAGGGAUUUUGGUUGGUGGUGGUGUUGAAUAUCUGUUGUUAUCUCUGCAGUGGAGUCUCUGUCUUCCGCUUCAUAGAGCUCUUGAAUCAGUAUGAAAGAGGAGCUUUUUAGCCACUGAGGAGGAGUCUCCUCACCCUUUGUGCUGAUUGGAGCCAUAGGGAAAGAAAGGAGGUGAGUCAGCCACUGAGGAUCGGCUCCUAGGUCACUCUGGAGAAGAACACCAAUGAGUUGGAAUUGUUCUGUAUGCUCCAGAGCUAAGCACUGAGGAACACUGAAAACACAAGGGGCUUCUGUUUCAAGAGAAAUGUGUGCAAGGUCUGUUACAUACAAUGGAAUGUCAUGGGAAAAACAACUUAAGUUGCUCCAAAAGAAGAUAUUAGAGCACUCAAAUUAGUUGCCCCUGCAUUGCAGGGGCUGGACUAGAUGCUCCACAGGGUCCAUUCCAACUCUACAAUGCUAUGAUUCUAAGUUUAAAACCCUAAAUGGUGCAGCCCAUGGAACACAGGGCUUUUCCCUUCUGUGCCAUUAUGUUUAUUCCCUAAGAUCAUGGAGAGGUUAUUAUUCAUGUUUUGGUGUCUGGUUGGGAUGUAGGAGAAGAUGGGGUUUUUGGUAAGAUUUUUUUUUAAAAAGAAACUUCGUAAAAUUGCUCUUGAGUGUUGCCAAUCAAUGCACUGAAUGAGCAGAAUGCCAGUAUUGUAGAUAAAUAAAAUUUCAUACGUGAAGCUGAAUUUAUUGUGUCUCCAAAAAUAUUUUGGCUUUGAGGGAAUCUGGGUUUUCUAACUUUAGAAUCAGGAUGCAAGUAAGUAGUAAUUGUCUUAGCAGCAUGGGGUGGAACCAGGGAGCCACCCUCCUGCCACCACCAUUGCUGCUGCCUAUCAUUGACUCCCAGUUUGUUUCUGGGAUUAAUUCAAGGUGGUCACACACAUAUUUAAAGUGCUUAAAGCCCUAAACAAUUUAGGCCCCAAAUAUUUGAAAGGCUGCUUCCUUUCCUACACACCGCCUUGGAGGAAGCCCUUCUGGUAGUUCUGCUGUCCUCAGAAGUUUGUAUUUGUUUGUUUGUGUAUAUCGGGGGGGGGGGUGAAGAUGGCCUUGGAGAGGGCAUUCUCUGUGGCAGCCCCUAAAUUGUGGAAUUCCCUCCCUGCAGUGGUACAUCUGGCACCUUCACACUACAGCUUUGGGCGCAGUCUGAAGAUGCACUUCUUAGGCAUUUGACACAUGAAAAAUGUGUUUUUAGCAACCACCAUAUUCUUGUGACUAUUUGUUUUAACAGUUUUUAAUUCUGAAUUUUUAAUUUUAGCCCAUCCUAGGAUUGUCUGGUGAAGGGAGUGUCAUAAUUUAUUGAUAAUAGAUGGGAUAAAGUGAUAGCAAGGUUGAGGCCUAAACUGACACUCCCACUGAUGUGCCCAUGAGGCCCUGACAUCCCUGCUACUAAGCCCAGUCCAAGUAAUCAGUGGCAGUACUAGUGUUUGGAGGGGAUAUUGACCUCACCACACAUGCUACUAUGGGCUAGCUGAAGAGCCAACUCUGUAUAUAUGGCAUGAAAACUUUGGAUCUAACCAGUUAACGUUAUGUUCUCUUGGUUAUGUUUGAGAGUGAAGGGAAGUUCUAUUACAAUGACUAAAUUGGUUACCACCUUCUCUCCUUUGAAGGAGCUGGUAUUUCUUUAUUUAUUAGAUUUAACUGCAUGGUAGAUAGGAUUACACUUUCUGGUUAACAAUACAAUAUGAACUUGGCAGUGAAUAACUAUAUAAUUUUCAUCCCCAUUUUAUUUUAAGUAGCCUCUGUGCCAGGUAUGUCCAAAGUCUGUUUUGGGGGCCUAAUCUGGCCCACUGAUCAGUUUAAUUCAGUUUAUUUUCUGGGGUAAAACCCUGAAAAAGCUCAACAAGAUCAACCAUAAAAAAAGCUCAAAAACUCAAAAUCCUAAAAAAUGCUCAACAACUUCAAUCCUCAAAAAAGGUCAAUACAGUCAUACCUCGGGUUACAGACGCUCUUCAGGUUCCGUUUUUUCGCGUUACGGACCCACCAAAACCUGGAAGUACCAGAACAGGCUACUUCUGGGUUUCAGUGGUCGUGCAUGCGCAGAAGCGCUAAAUUGCACUAUGCACAGAAGCGCUGAAUCACAACCCGCGCAUGCGCAGAUGUGCCGCUGCAGGUUGCGAACGCUUCGGGUUACGUUCGUAACCCCGAGUGUCCACUGUAACUUUGGUCAGCCCUCACGGCCCUUCACUUCAUCAAAUCUGGUCCUCUUUGAAAAAAGUUUGGACACCACUGCUCUAUGAGCACUAUGCAUAUUAUACUUCAAAUACAUCUUACAGAGAGCACAGUUUUCUUACGUAUUACUAUUAUUUUAAAAUGCUAUACUGCUAAUUUCUAUUGGUGAUUCUUUUUCACCCUCAACCAGACAAAAAGAAGUAUGUUUUCACAAUUUCAGCAAUGUUUAAUAUUUGCUGUUGCCAGUGUGGGCCUAAAUGAAACCAUUUAUGUUCUGAGAACCUGGCUUUUAUCAGAGUUUUGAAACUAUAUCGAAGCAACCGGUCAGUGGCCAAGUAUAAUACUGAAAGUUUGGUGAUUGGUGGCACGGUGGCGGUUUAUUUGUAUGUAUGAGGGGGCUUUGGUUGUCUGCUUUCUUUUGGUUUAGAAUAUGGCAUGAGAGUCAUAAUGGAUCAAAAAAAUAAAAAGGUCAAGAUACUUCAGUACUGUAUUGCUGUAUAUGGUGUCAGUUGAGUUCUUCUGUUGCCUGUGGUUGAGCAAAAGUUGUAAUAGCUUCCACAGUGUAUGGCAAACUGUUGGCUCUGACUACAAACUGGAAAGAAAAGUCAUCUCUUAGUUGUGUGAUUUUUAGUAAACUUGAAUGAGGUAAGAAGGAUAAAGGACGUCUACAUCCACAGGACUCAGGUAUGACUUUCUAGACUCCCAUUUAUUUAUUGUCAAAUUUACCAGUUCAUUGAUUAACGCUUGCAGUCCUAAUAGUGGGUGGGUGGCACCACUUUGCUGUGGUUCCAGUCCUACUUGGGUGGACAUUUCCAGGGGAUGAUGCUUGGGGAGUAUUUUUCAGCCCCAUGGAGCCUUCAGUGUAUUUUCACAUAUAUUUGGAACUACUAAGUGGGGUCCUCUAGAGCUUCAGAGUAUGUUGUCAGCAAUAUGCUGAUGACACACAGUUCUGUUCCUUUACAUCUGCAGGUGUGGCAGUGGAUGUGCUGGACCAUUGUCUUGCCUCUGUAAUGGACUAGAUCAGAUAAGACUGAGGAAUUGUUAGUGGUCUGUCCUAAACAGGAUGGAUGGGAGGUUGCCUGCUCUUGAUGGGGUUACACUCCCUCUGAGCGACCGGGUACAUAGCUUGGUACUUGUGGUUGCAUUUCUGUGACUUGAGGCUCAGGUGGCCUUAGUGGUGUGAAGUGCCUUCCAUCAGCUUUGACUGGUGGUUCAGCUGUGCCCCUACUUGCACAGGGAUUGCCUAACUACUGCUGUCUAUGCUCUUGUAAUCUCUAGGUUAAAUUACAGCAACACGUUGUACACAGAGCUCCCUCUGAAGAUGGUUCAGAAACUUCAGCUGGUGCAGAAUUCGGCAGCCAGGUUGCUUACUGGAGAAAGACAGUUUGAGCAUAUUAUACCAAUCCUGGCCCGACUGCACUGGCUGCCAAUUAGUUUCUGGGCCCAAUUUCAAGUGCUGGUUUUGACCUAUAAAACCUUAAAUGGCUCAGGACUGCAAUACUUCAAGGACCACCUCUUUCCAUAUGAACCUACCCGAACCCUGAGGUCAUCCUCUGAGGCCCUUAUUGUGUGCCUCCAUGAGAGGUCUUGAGGGUGGCAAUACGAGAACGGGCCUUUUCUGCUGUUAUUCCCUGCUUGUGGAAUGCUCUCCCCAGGGAAGUUCACCUGGUGCCUUCAUUAUACACCUUCAGCUGCUAGGUGAAACAUUCCUCUUCAAUCAGGCCUUUGGCUGAUUAACAUCUGAUGCUCUUUUAAAUGUGUUGUGGGAGAGGAGAUUAUUAGUUUGUUCUUACUUUUUACUAUGUGUUUUGUGGUUUUCAUAUUGUGAUUUUAUGUUGUGAACCACUCUGGGAUCUACAGCUCAAAGGCAGUAUACAGAUUUUAAUAAUACUAAUAGUUACUCCUAAUUCUUUCACCUAGUUAGCAGAUUUGAUUAACAUGGGUUGAUAAUGUACAUGUUCUUGACUGCAAGAUGAAAGUAAGCAUGGACAACUAAUCUUGCACAUUGCUGUUAUCUAAAAACUGUAGCAAUUCCUUCUGUCAAUAACUGGUCAAAGCCAACAAUGUGUAGCUUACAGUGUUUUACUGGUUGGAGUUGUACAUCUGUUCUGCUGAUUUUAAGUAGGCAACUUCAAUGUAUAACUAAGUGUGUAAUGGCAAGAGCUGGACAGAAGCAUCUUUAGUUAGCCUUCUAUAUUUAGGAGGUGAUCAGGUCUUGCUCUUCAUCCAGGUGAAGAUUUUAUGAACUAAUAGUUGUAUUAUCUGAUCAACACCUUGUGUUGCAUUCUGUGGCAUGCCUAUAACACCAGCUGUGAUUUAAAGAAAGGGUGGGAGAGAGAUGUUUGUUUGCCAGAACUAUUUUUCUUUUCUAUUAACAAAGAAACUCUUGAUUCAGAAAUACUGUUGAUUUAAAGCGUUUCACACCAAUUGUUGCCUUGGAUCCCAAGAAGUUCCACUAGAAGGGGAUUGCCAGAAGAUGACUCUUUCCUCCUUUGGCAUCUCCCCAAACACUUCAGAAAGCUUCUGGGGGUGAGGGUGAGUUGGGGCUAAAAACAGAGGUCACUGAAAAGCUGGGUGGAGACAACUUCCAUUUAUGUCCAUAUCAUUAGCUGAGAGAAUGUGAUAGUUUUUAGGUGUUGUUAGCAUGCUUUAAAUGAUACUAAUAUGUUUUCUACUCUGGGCUCUUUUGGGAGGAACAACAAGAUAAAAACUGAUUAAACAAUAUGUCUAAUAGAACUUAGGAAGCCUGCAGGUGAGGCGAGGGGUGUGUAUUUGUGUGUGUGUGUGUGUGUGUGUGUGUGUGUGUUUAGUUCUGCUUUGCUCAUUGCUCUGAUAACCAAAAUCAGUUAGAUUUUACAUAUGAAGCAAUGAAUAGGAAACCCAUUUAUGCCAUAGUAAUUUGCCAUAGGGGAAGCACAAAUGUUAUAUUUGGAAAGAUUAUUCAUUCGUUUAAAUUCCAAAUAAUCAUUAACUUGUUAAGUCAACAUGGAACAGAACUGUUAAUUUACUCGUUUCCUUUAUUUUUCAGAGUUUACUUUGUAGAGCUGAAGGAAUGGGAUCAAGUUCAGCUAAACUCCGAGGUGGCUCUCUCUUUAUGAAUGUUGGAAAACUAGUAAAACAGGAAUCUGAUGUGGGGCAAGCACCUCACGUGAACAUUAAUCCCUUCACUCCAGACUCUCUCUUCCUUCAGUCAUCAGUUGGGCAGUGUCGCAGGAGAAAGAGAACACACUGGAAUGAGUAAGUGUCUAGAGCUGGUCAUUGAUAAACUGCUUAAGAAAUAAACUUUUGAUAGCAAUCCUGUCAAUGAAGGGAUUGUACUUAACUAUCCUUAUUUUCAAGUGAAUAAUUGGGUAUAGAGUUAGGGAGGCUUUAAGAACACAAGUGGUUAAAAUUGUACAGCAGAACUUGUAACAUUGCCUAACGUGAGAUAUUAGUUUGUAAAUCUUGAGGUGAAACUAGAGAUUGCUAAACAUGGGCUGCAAAUAUAGCUCUUUCUCUGCUGAUGUUAUAUUCAGUUUCUUCAUCUCCAUUCUACACAUUUGGUUGUUGCUACAGUGGGGCCCAGGGAAACAUGGGUAAAUUCUGACAGCUUCACCUUUAGCAUGAGGUCUAAUUUGAGCCUAAACGUAACCUUUUACAUACCUGUUCUGCUUCCCUUUUUUUAGGAGUCUGACUCCUAGCAGUCUCUCUUCCCUGCAUUUGACACAAACACACAUCUUACUGCGGUGAGAUGUUGGCACAGCACAAUAUUAAUUGACAUAAUCUAUUCAAACAAUCCUUCUGUCACAUCACCUCAAUGCAGCACAGCUUCCCUCAUGACUUUUUGUACACACACCCUCUUCUACAUUGUCCCUACUAUUGGCAUGGGUGAAAAAAGAUGUCUGGAAGUGGUCUGGUAGCUAUAGCUUUGCACAGUUCAUGAAUUUGAUUAAAUUGCUUGGAAAGCAAAAUGUAACUUAUCGAUGUAACUUAUCGAUGAAAGUGAAGGUUUCAUAGCAUUUAUUUUACUUAUUGUUUGUGUCACAGCUCCUAUGGUGAAGAUAUGGAAGCAAGUGAUGGAGAGCCUGAAGAUGAAACUACGAGACCUGCCAAGGUAAAUAAAAAUAAAAAACAAUCCCCAUUUAUUCCUAAGUAAGCAUUUUUAAAGUUCCAUUGAAAUCCAUAGGAUUAACCUUUUAAGAAGCCCUUUUCCUCAAACUUGUUUGUCUCAAUCCUUUUAGCGGAUCAGCAUAACAGAAAGUAAUAUGAAAUCACGAUAUGCAACAGAAUUUCAUGAAUUGGAAAAGAUUGGAUCUGGAGAAUUUGGUUCAGUAUUCAAAUGUGUGAAAAGGCUUGAUGGUUGCAUCUAUGCAAUAAAGCGUUCUAAGAAACCCUUGGCUGGCUCAAUUGAUGAGUGAGUAAAAAAUUAAAUGUAAACUAUCCUAUGUCCUUGUAUUUCACUCCUCUGCACAUACUCAUUUUUAAAAUAAUCCCAUCAAGGCAUGUAAGGAUUUGUUCACGUAUUGUCUUUGCAGCUACAAUACUGAAAUGUUUAUAGUUGCAAAACUAUCAUUCAUUCACCUGUACAUAACAAACACAGCACCCCUAUGCCAUAGUUCAUACCUCUUCCAACUCAAAAAACUUAACUGCUCUUGUAAUGUGACCAGCAUUCUAUGCUUGCUUCCUUAAACCAGUUUCAAGCUUUAUUUAAUUUGUUUUAAUACCACAGGCAAAAUGCUCUUAGAGAAGUCUAUGCUCAUGCAGUUUUGGGACAGCAUUCACAUGUAGUCAGAUAUUUCUCUGCUUGGGCAGAAGAUGAUCAUAUGCUUAUACAGAAUGAGUAUUGUAAUGGUAAGUAAAGCUCCUAUUGAAUUUACCUUACUAUGAAUUCUGGUUAUUAAGGGAACAUAGUUGUAGUAAGAUGCUAAACUUGUCUGGGAAAGGGGAGGGAGAUCUGCUGACUUAUUUGCCAACAAAGUCAAUGGUGCACUUGCUAAGUCCUUUUUCUUUCAAUGGAAUUUAAGCAUGUGUAAUGGGGUACAGGAUUGCAGCCAUUGGCUUGGACCCAGCCAGGUAUGUCUUACAUGAGCAGAAAGGCAUUUGUGCUUGUAGAAGACAACCUAGCAAAUUUUCUUGAUUGCUCCAUCCUGCUGAAGCCCCCCAUGCCCCAUCACACACUGUUCUGGAGGGUCAUUCACCUUUUAAGAAGUGGCUUUUGUGGUGUGUGCAAGAGGCAGAAGUGGGGAUUGGAGCCUAGUUUGUACAAGCAGUGCUCUGUUCAUCUUAGUCUCUGAAUCAGUAGCAUUUUAUAUUAAUGUUAAACACAUGUGGUUACAGUUAGGAUAAAGCAAGUAGAAGUAAAAGAUCAGAUGAAUUUUAGACAAUUUAUGAUACAACAAAAUUCAAAUAAUUUGUGAGCUUCUUAAAUAGGCAGGAAGUGAAUGUUCUUACAAACAUUUCAGCUGAUUAACUAGACUUGCUUCCUGAGUCAUAAAUUGGGGAUCUUCGUUCCAAGAAAAAAUUCAAUACCCAGUCUAGAAUAUUUCAGAACAAAAAUAUAAAUAAUCAGGUUUGCUUAAUAUGUGGUUGUACUUAUAUAGCUUUACUCGUGUAUCUUUUUUAGAGUCUCUUUUCUUUUGUCUGUUAUUGUCCCUUAACCCUAGACUAGACCUCUCGAACAUGUGGCCCAGGGAAUUGGAUAGAACCCCUACAGCCUACUAGCUCCUUGACAAUGCAGUGCCUUCCAGAUGUUUUUGGGACUACAAUUCCUGUCAUCAUUGGCCACAGUGGCUGGGGUUGAUGGAAUUUGUAACCCAACAACAUCUGGAAGAUACCAUGUUGGCUAUAUGUGCCUUACAUUAUUGUUGCAAGAACUAUAUCUAGGUAAUACAUGUUAAGUGCUUUGAGCACUUUAAAAGUGUUAUACAAAUGCUAAGCAUUGUUAAACACAGCAUGCAUUGGCCUUAGAACCAAGGUAGCAAUAUGGUGCCCUCCAAAUGUUGCAAGACUAUAGCUCCCAUCAUUCCAUACCAUUAGAUGUGCUGGCUGGGCCUGAUGAGAGUCCAAAAUGUCCUGAGGGCACCACCUUGGCUACCUCUGGCCUACAAGAAAAUGAAUUUUCUACUUUUACAUUAUUUAAUUUUGCUUCUAGGUGGAAGUUUAGCUGAUGCUAUAAGUGAAAACUAUAGAAGUAUGCGCUAUUUCAGUGAACCAGAAUUAAAAGAUUUGCUUCUACAAGUUGCCCGUGGUUUAAAGUAUAUCCAUUCAAUGUCCUUGGUGCACAUGGAUAUAAAGCCCAGUAAGUAUUCAGAGAUCUGGUAUUUCCUGCAUUGAAAGUGUUUUUAGAGAUGAUUGAAUAUGUGGUAGUAAAAUAACCAGUGAACCACACCUUAGUAACGGAAACUUUUUCAUUCUGAAUACAGAAAACAAUGAAAGAAAUCAGUUUUGAAACAUACAGCUGGCCAACUGCUGUUCAGUUUAUUUUGGAUCUCUUUUUUUUGUUAGAUUAUGCUUGUUUGCUGGCUGUCCUGAAAUUUGGCUUCUUUCCCAGAAGGCUGUUGGGUUAAUUAUUCAAAGAAGCCAGCAGAUGGUGCAAAUUCUGAAACUAGAUUAUAUUUUGACGAAUGUCUAUUUUUAUUCCUUGGCAGGUAAUAUCUUCAUAUCUAGGACUUCAAUUCCAACUACUAUAUCUGAAGAAGGCGAUGAUGAUGAAUGGACAUCUAGCAGGGUUGUUUUCAAAAUAGGUAGGGGAGCAUGGAGUUACAUUUUCCUGUGCAACCUUUAAUUGUUUUUGCUUUUGAGAAAAUAACCCUUCUUCCCAUUCUUCUUUAAUGUAGGUGACCUUGGUCAUGUAACUAGAAUAUCUAGUCCACAAGUAGAAGAAGGAGAUAGUCGUUUCCUGGCCAAUGAAGUUUUACAAGAGGUAAACAGUGUUUUGCUAAUGGGAGUUAAAUAAUUAAUUGUAUCUUACUGAUGACUAGGGUUUGGGUCCUCUGAUUAUGAAUGGAAGGAUCCUCCCUUCAUUGAAGGAGAGUUACAUUCACAGGAGGGCCCCUUCUGAAAGCAGAACUCUUUAUUAAUAGUCACUUCUUUCCAGCAAGGUGAACGCAUAGUGACUUAAACGAACAUAGUAAAAGCAUGAACAAAGUGAAAACUUAGGAUCUAUGCCUUGAUAUAUUGUUCUGGUGGAAUUUUGUAAACUUUUAUUUCCUUUGCAGAACUACAAUUACUUGCCAAAAGCAGAUAUUUUUGCUCUUGCAUUAACUGUGGUGUGUGCUGCUGGUGCCGAACCACUGCCAGCCAAUGGGGAUCACUGGCAUGAAAUUCGACAAGGAAAACUCCCUAGAAUUCCACAAGUCCUUUGUCAAGAGCUAUUAGAGUUACUGAAGGUAAGAAGGUGAUCUGUGUUCCUGGCAUCAUGCUACAUGUUCUUUAAGGGAAGGGUGGUCAGCCUUAAUUUUCGUCUCUUUCCUCUUUCAGCUUAUGAUAAACCCUGAUCCAGAGAAAAGACCCUCAGCAGUAGCUCUAGUCAAGCAUUCUGCAUUGUUAUCUACUGCCAGAAAAAGUGCUGAGCAACUACGAAUAGAACUGAAUGCUGAAAAAUUCAAAAACUCUUUGUUGCAGAAGUAAGUUGAAUCCAUACUGUGGCAACUUCAGUGUCAGAAAUCUAGGAAAUAAUAUUAAGAGCCAAGUAGCAGAAGACUCUGUUCCUUGUUACAAAAAAGAAAACCUAGACUUUAUUAUGUAACCUCUUAAUUUAACUCCAGACAUAAGCAACAAAAUAAAACAUUUUGCAACUUCUCUUGAAGCACAUUGAACGUAGCACCAGUGAUUUGAAGUACAGCAGACACCAUAUUUUUUGCUUUAGGUAUUGUUUAACAAGAUACCAACACUGAAUGGAAGCUGCUUGAAACUCUGGUUCUUACAGUGUUUACUUUGAUUUGGUAAAGACUGCUUCUAAGUACUCGGGGGCAGGGGGGAAGGAAACAGGUUCAUAUAGUAACAUCUACCAUGAGGAGAGCUUUGCGUUCCCAAAGAGGAGAAAGUAUGUACAUCUCUGAAUGGGAAGGAUAUGUGCAAAUUCUCCCUUUGUAUGAGACCAUGCAAAGCGUUCAGAUGAUAUGCAAGUCACAUUAGCUAUGUGGUCCCUAGUUUAUUACUAUACCAGAAAGGUGUGGUUCAGUGGUGCUGACGGAAUACCUGUCUUGGCAAACAAUUGCUGAAAACCUUUUUACUGGGUUUUUUGAAGGGGAGAACAGAGGUUUUUUUGACAGCAUAUUUGCCCUGAAAGCUUCAACUGGUGGACAUUUUUAGUAAUCCUAGUUGCAACUUCCUCGGCAUUGUGUCCAUGUGUGUCCCUGUGCAUCCACGCAGCAACAGUUGAUGCAGUUACAAACUAUUGGGUGACACCACAGUAUUAAUAUUGAACUUGACCAGAAUUAGUCUGUGAGGUGACAAAACAUGCCAGUAACAAAAAGUGGACGUUGUGAAGUUUGACGAGGACUAGGGGAAUUUUAUGUAUUACAUAUGCCUAAUAAAUACAGCUACUAGGUCUCAGCUUUUGGUUCUACAAAGUGGAGGUCAAAAUGCAAGGUAUUCUCUUCCCUCCCUUUAAAGGGAAAACACAUAAGUAUAUUUACAGGAUGGUGAAGAGAGCAUAACAUCAAAUGUGUGCUCUCUCUUGAAACAUUCUACCAUUCAAGCAAAAUCAGAGUUCAGGAAAUGACUGUUACCUAGUUAACUUGGGGGAAAGGUACUAAUGGAGGAUGAGAUUGCAGAGAAAUGGAAUGAAUUCUUUUUAUCUGCUUUCGUUGUGAAAGAUGUGAUAGAGGUGGGGAGAAAGUGGAUAGGAAGUAGUUUUCUCCCACUUAAUACUUGAACCCAGGGUCAGCAGAUGAAUUUUAUAUCAAUAAAAUAUCAGAAUUCCUUGCUCCAGCAUGCAUUUUAAGGUCGUGUUUGGUUUUAUGAUAAAUUUUUAUUGUCCAAUUUUCUGUGAAUUAAUUUUUUUAUGUACGCCACUUAGAAAUGUGGGGACACUAGAAUGGAAAGCUGGACUAGAUAGGCCUUUGGUCUGAUCCAGCAGUGCUGCUGCAGUGUAUUCUUGUAGAAAGCUCUGUGUGAUUCUGCUAAUAGUGUUGGUAGACGAGAAAAAAAGUUACAGUAAAAUGUUUGCACCCUGAAUUACUGUUCUUGUCUCUUUAGAAUGAUUUUGGAUGAAAGUUAUUUGGUGGCAAAAUGACUUUUUUUCUAUCUUCCAGGGAACUUAAGAAAGCACAAAUGGCAAAAGCAGCAGCAGAAGAGCGAGCUCAAAUUACAGAUCGAAUGACAACUAGAUCUACAGCACAGACUAGAACAACUCGUCUUAAUGGAAAGAAAAUGAACCGUUCAGUUAGCCUGACAAUAUAUUGAAUUGGCCGUUCCAGAAAGCUUUCAAGAAGAUUGUGGGAUAUUCCUGGACUAGUUUAGGAGAGGAAGAGGAUUCUGUUUCUUUAAAUCACUGUCAUUGGUGUUAUAAAGAAGUCUUUUACAAUUUUAGUUUUGCCAAAUGCAGUUAAAUAACUGUAGGAUCCAGGCUUCCUAUGAGUGGCACUCUGCUCAUUGAGGUCUCUCACCACAGGAAGGAGCAAAUGUGAUUUUUCACCAACCCUCCCUCCCUGCAGCUCCUGAAAAUCUGCUUCAGAGGAUAUAGGGACCCUCCAGAAAAUGGUGGGAGGUGGUGUGGGAGCUGUGGGUGGAAUUGGAGAAAAUUGCUGCUUUUGUCCAGCAGAAGCCUCCAAUGGGUAUCAGGCUUUUCUGUGAAUGGAAGAAACUCUUCUGUUGCAGAAUGUCAAGUCUGGAUCUGACCCUAUGUGUCCUCCUGCUCCUUAAAGAAACCAGGACGCUAACUUUCAAGCCUUUUAGUUACACUGAAUAGUAUACCAUCCAGAGUUAACCACUAUAGUGGUUUGCUGCUUCUCAUUCUUAAUGCAUUUCAGGGGAAAGAUCUUUUCCUAGUAGUCUAAUGGGCUUUUUUGAGUAAACUACUCUAUUUGGAAUGGAGGGAAAAAAUGACAUGGGGAGAGGCCAAAGGCCAACAGGCUGAACCAUACCUGGUGUCAGGUAAACUAUUGUGAAUUUUACUUGUGUAUUCAACUGGGAGCACUUUGUUAGGCAUUGCGUAGACCACAGGAAAAAGCCUGUGGAAACAUGCCAUGUGAAACUGCUGCUAUUUUUAGUUUGUAUUUGCUGUAAAACUGUAGCAUUAAAACAAUCAUUGUGUUAGUGGGCUUUUAAAAAAAUUAUGUGAAAAAUAUCAAAGCUGCCCUGCUGAAAGCAGCUUCAUUCUCUGAAGCUAGUGUAUUGUGUACAGAGUCAGUGCACCAAUUUUAUAUUUGAAUUACAUUAUUAGUGUAAAUGUUUGUUUGUCAUUCUUUCUAAUAAAGUUCUCCAAAAGUUAAUUCCUCCCCUUCACCUCAUCUUCCCUUUAUGUGUUAAUAUUUCAGUGUACCUGUUGGCAUAUUUUUAGAACUUGUACAUAAGUAUACUGUUACCAUUUUCAAACUGAAUGUAUAAAAGUGUUAUAGUGUACGAUACUGAAAGCUGUAGUUUGAGACACCAGAAGCUCCAGCUAAAAUCUAUUUCAAUUUUAGUUGCAAAAUUAAUAUAAUUGGCCCUCCUAAUGAUCUGUUCUGAUAUUGCCAAAAUAGAUGUUACCAAUUACAGGCUUUUUGGCUUAAACCAACGUUUUCUAUAUGAAUGUUUAACUUUGUUCUUAAUUAGUAUUGAAUCAGAUUAUUAAAGUGACAUUUUGAAAU
Podarcis lilfordi (Lilford's wall lizard) is the source of this 15876-nucleotide messenger RNA. Lineage: Eukaryota; Metazoa; Chordata; Lepidosauria; Squamata; Lacertidae. The record is from the annotation of a GenBank genome assembly.